Molecule: messenger RNA, 1014 nt
Organism: Zophobas morio
Lineage: Eukaryota; Metazoa; Arthropoda; Insecta; Coleoptera; Tenebrionidae
Product: odorant receptor 83a-like
Exons: 8
Coding region: 1-1014 (337 amino acids)
Biological process (GO): sensory perception of smell; detection of chemical stimulus involved in sensory perception of smell
Cellular component (GO): plasma membrane
Molecular function (GO): odorant binding; olfactory receptor activity
Source: RefSeq, a predicted model, not a curated record
AUGGUCUAUAAGGUUGAUACGGAUUGUGUCGUGUACGUGUACAUAACGCCCUUUAAUUUAAUUGAUGAAGCUAUGAUCAUCAUGAAUAUUGCCUUUUAUUGGUCAUUAUUUAUACACUUCUUUCUUUUCUCGUAUAAUUCUAACAAAUUAGUAAGUUUAGUUGAAGAUAUUAACAGCAAGUUUGUCUUUAAAUCCGACAAUAAAACGGAGUUACUAACAAUGGAAGAUCCUGUGAAAUUCACCGAUAGAAUGGCAUUUAUUUGGACUAUAAAUAUCAUAAUUGCAGUACUAACUCCUAUACUUAGCACAUUGGCCUCAGGACAUAUACAAAUGCCCCUUCCGGCUUGGUUUCCAUACGAUUAUCAAAAAUCGCCUAUGUUUGAAAUUAGUUACAUUUGGCAGUUCUAUUGUGCAGUAUGUUUAGGAAUUUGUUAUGGAGUGACUGACAUGAUUUAUCCUUGUAUUGUGAUACUGGUGGGACAACAGUUUCAGAUUGUAGGGAGCAACUUGAAAAACGGUUUUUAUUAUGCGCUCUUAACAUGGGAAACAGAAGAAUUUAGCAGAAUCAACACACUGUAUUUAUCUAAGAAUGUUAAGCAUCAUUUAGAUUUACUACAAAUUUGCGAAAAGGUGGAUGACAUAUUAAGUGUAUUUUUAAUGGUGAAAUGUGCUGGCCAAAUGUUUAACGUGGUAUUUAUAGCUUUUAGCUUGAUAACAUCGGGAAAUUCAUCAGCAUUUUUUGGCUUAGGUACUUAUAUUAUUACGGCUAGUAUAAUGUUGUUACUUUACAAUUAUAGUGGUGAAAUUUUAACCCAGAAAGCAGAUAUUUUGUGGGAUUUAUAUGAAACCCCAUGGUACUUGGCAGAUAUAAAGUUUCAAAAAUCUUUCCUUUUGCUUCAGAUGAAAUUAACCCAAGGUGUCUACACCAAAGCCGGACAUUAUUUUACUCUCUCUGCUCAAACUUUUAUUUCGAAUUACAGAUUGAUAGCGUUAUGUUUGUUACCGGACACUUAA